AAACAACAAUAUAAAUACAAAUAAAAAAAUAAAAAAACGCAAUUUUCUCUCAAUUUGUUCCCUCUUUCUCUUUCAUGAUUUUUUUCAACGAUUCCUUCUUCUAUAACUUCUUCUACUCAUUUUUCUCACUUAACCCUUAAUUUCAAUUUCAAUGGCUUCAUCUUCUUCUUCCGUUAUCAAAGAUGCAAAAGUUCUCAUGGUUGGUGCUGGUGGAAUUGGAUGCGAGCUUCUCAAAACUCUCGCUCUCUCUGGUUUCGCUGAUAUACACAUCAUUGACAUGGACACUAUAGAAGUCAGUAACUUGAACAGACAAUUUUUGUUUCGACAAUCCCAUGUUGGGCAGUCUAAGGCUAAAGUUGCUAGGGAUGCUGUUUUAAAAUUUAGGCCCAAGAUAAACAUCACAUCAUAUCAUGCAAAUGUCAAAGAUCCUGAUUUCAACGUGGACUUCUUUAAGCAAUUUAAUGUUGUUCUGAAUGGACUUGACAAUCUUGAUGCACGCCGACAUGUGAAUCGCUUGUGCUUGGCAGCUGACGUUCCUUUAGUUGAAAGUGGAACUACUGGGUUCCUUGGUCAGGUUACAGUGCAUGUCAAGGGAAGAACAGAGUGCUACGAGUGUCACCCUAAACCAGCUCCCAAGACAUAUCCAGUCUGUACUAUCACAAGUACUCCAUCAAAGUUUGUUCAUUGUAUUGUGUGGGCAAAGGACCUACUAUUUACCAAGUUAUUUGGCGACAAGAAUCAAGACAAUGAUUUAAAUGUUCGCUCAAGUGAUGCUGCCAGCUCAUCAAAAAAUGUAGAUGAUAUAUUUGAACAUAGCAAAGAUGAAGAUAUUGCUCAAUAUGGGAAAAAAAUAUUUGAUCAUGUAUUUGGGUAUAAUAUUGAAUUAGCUUUAUCCAAUGAGGAGACAUGGAAAAAUCGAAACAGACCUAAGCCUAUAUACAGCAAGGAUGUCUUGUCUGAUGAAUUAUCUAAACAGAAUGGAAAUCUGGACAAUGAUAAUGCUUGUGGUGAUGGAUUAUCAGUUUCUGCCAUGUCAUCUUUGGGCAUGAAGAACCCACAAGAUGUCUGGAGUCUUAGAGAAAAUUCUAGAAUACUUCUUGAAGCACUGAGACUAUUUUUCACAAAAAGAGAAAAGGAGAUUGGCAAUCUGUGCUUUGAUAAAGAUGACCAGUUGGCUGUAGAAUUUGUUACUGCAGCUGCAAACAUACGGGCUGCUUCAUUUGGCAUACCUCUACACAGUCUUUUUGAAGCUAAAGGAAUUGCUGGUAACAUUGUGCAUGCUGUGGCGACAACAAAUGCUGUUAUUGCUGGUUUGAUUGUCAUUGAAGCAAUUAAGGUGCUGAAAAAUGACAUUAAAAGUUAUAGAAUGACAUAUUGUCUGGAACACCCAUCAAGAAACCUGCUACUUAUGCCAGUGGAGCCAUUUGAACCUAAUAAAUCCUGUUAUGUUUGUUCUGAGAGUCCUGUAUUGCUCGAAAUAAACACAAACCAUUCAAAGUUGAAGGAUGUUGUCGAAAAGAUCAUCAAGGCUAAGCUUGGGAUGAGCCUUCCACUUGUUAUGAAUGCUUCAAACCUCCUCUAUGAAGCUGGUGAUAUUGAAGAAGACAUGGUUGCAAUUUAUAAUGCCAACCUUGAAAAGGUCCUAGCCGAGCUUCCUUCUCCGGUAACCAAUGGUACAAUGCUUACAGUAGAGGAUUUUCAACAGGAAUUGAAGUGCAAUAUUAACAUAAAGCACAGAGAGGAAUUUGAUGAAGAGAAAGAACCUGAUGGGAUGGUUCUCUCAGGAUGGACUCAACCGGUGUCAGCAGAAGAUAAUAAUGAGGAAUCUGUUAGUAACGGUGCAAACACCUCAGAUGCACCAGCAACAGCUGUAGAAUCUGAAAACGAUGAUGAUAUUGGUAUAGUUUCUCCGGUGAAGAAAAGAAAGCUUCCUGAUGAUUCUGAAAAUUCAAAUACUGCUGAUGACGCAAGGCAUCACAAGCAAUUGCAAGUAAUCGAUGAUGAAGACGAUCUUGUUAUGCUUGAUGGGAAUUUAGACGGGUUUAAAAAGAGAAGAGUGUCAUAGUCUUGUGCUUGAACUAUUUAUCUGCUUGAGAUCCUGCACUCUAAUUUUGUAUUUGGCAGAGGUUUGGUGAUUCUUUUGGCCCUAGUUUUUAGGCAUGCUGUUAUUAGUCUUUUGAUCCGGAUAGAUACAUACAACCUUUCUUUCUCCUUGUGUUUUCUCUGUAGCAGCAAAUGUAUUAUUCUUGCUAACGCCUGACAGAGAGGAUCACUGAUCUUGCUUAUUAACUUUAUAACAUCUGAGAUUAGUUAACAAAA
Trifolium pratense (red clover) is the source of this 2319-nucleotide messenger RNA. Its product is annotated as SUMO-activating enzyme subunit 2. Gene Ontology annotation, cellular component: SUMO activating enzyme complex; cytoplasm. The record is from RefSeq and is a predicted model, not a curated record. Gene Ontology annotation, biological process: protein sumoylation. Bases 152 to 2065 code for a protein of 637 amino acids. Lineage: Eukaryota; Viridiplantae; Streptophyta; Magnoliopsida; Fabales; Fabaceae. The transcript is spliced from 11 exons. Gene Ontology annotation, molecular function: SUMO activating enzyme activity.